Guillardia theta CCMP2712 is the source of this 1281-nucleotide messenger RNA. RefSeq lists its product as hypothetical. Lineage: Eukaryota; Cryptophyceae; Pyrenomonadales; Geminigeraceae. The record is from RefSeq and is a predicted model, not a curated record. The transcript is spliced from 2 exons. The coding region runs from base 1 to 1281 and encodes 426 amino acids. Gene Ontology annotation, cellular component: Pwp2p-containing subcomplex of 90S preribosome; small-subunit processome. Gene Ontology annotation, biological process: rRNA processing. Gene Ontology annotation, molecular function: protein binding.
AUGGUUAGCUCAGGAAGCAAGGAUGUCCCUGCCUGGCAGGACGAAGACGACAAGAAUGUUUCGGUUGACAUCAAGUCAAAAGAUCGCCUCAAAAAACUUCGCAAAAGCGAGGAGGAGGAAGCGAUUGAUGGCGAGGAAUAUGCUCAGCGACUUAGGAGCCAGGUGCUCAAGGUCAACAACAACGUGUCUUGGGCGACGCGAGCGGCAAACGUCAAGUCGGCAGAUGGCGAGGAGGACGGGAUGAACCUGCUGAAGUCUACAGCAAAGUUAACGGGCAGUCAGAAUCGACUCCUCCCUUCUGCGGUGCUUGACGUCGAGAGGAUGAAAGACGCCAACAUCUCCGAUGUGCCGGACUGUGUCAUCCAGACUGUUCGGUUUCAUACCAACAGCCAGCUGAUGAUGACUGCCGGCCUGGACAAGAGGCUUCGCCUCUACCAGGUCGACGGGAAGAAGAACCCCAAGGUACAGAGUGUGUACUUUGAGGACUUGCCCAUCACCAGCGCAGAGUUCUCGGCUGACGGAGACGAAGUGUUUGUCUCGGGUCGUCGGAAGCACUUCUAUGUGUAUAACCUGGCGGCAGCGCAGAUCGAGAAGGUUGAGGGAGUCCUGGGGCACCAUGAUCGCGUUCUUGGACAGUUCUGCGUGUCGCCUGACAACAAGCUCAUCUCCAUCCUGUCGACAUGUGGAGGCGUUCAGAUCCUGUCGAGGAAGACGAAGCAGAAGAUUGGCGAUCUCAAGAUGAACUGCGACGUGAACUGCUGCGCCUACAGCCCAGACGGCUGCUACCUCUACACUGCUGGAGAUAGCCCGAUCGUGUAUCAGUGGGACAUGAGGACGAGAAGGUGUGUAAGGAAGAUCGAAGACGAAGGCUCUCUCAAGAUCUCGUCGUUGGCUGUCACCGGCGACGGAGGCCUUCUUGCCUGUGGCUCGCAGAACGGAGUUGUCAACACGUACGACGUCCGGGGGUUCCAUGGACAUGACCCUGACGCUUACGGCGUCAUCCAUCCGGCAACCAGGAAGUCCGUGAUGAAUCUUACGACCUCGAUCUCGCAGCUUCGAUUCAGCCCGGACGGGCAGGCGCUGGCAAUGGCGUCGCAUGUUAAGAAGGAGGGUCUGAAGAUACUUCAUGUCUCCUCCAACAGCGUCUUCUCAAACUGGCCCACGAGCUCCACACCAUUGCACUAUGUCUCGUCUGUAGAUUUCAGCGCUAACAAUCGUUUUCUUGCAAUAGGAAACGACAGGGGGAAGGUUUUGCUCUAUCGGCUCAAGCACUACCUGUAA